Annulohypoxylon truncatum is the source of this 1915-nucleotide messenger RNA. Its product is annotated as acid protease. The record is from RefSeq and is a predicted model, not a curated record. The transcript is spliced from 2 exons. Lineage: Eukaryota; Fungi; Ascomycota; Sordariomycetes; Xylariales; Hypoxylaceae. Gene Ontology annotation, molecular function: aspartic-type endopeptidase activity. Bases 349 to 1785 code for a protein of 478 amino acids. Gene Ontology annotation, biological process: proteolysis.
AUAAUAUUAUGGUUUCCCCCGCAGACAUGAGUUGCUGUUCCCGUUUUUAGACUGUUUUAAUCCAUCCUCAUAUCUGUUCUUAGCCCCGGCUGGCCACGCACGACUGACGAAUCUGUCCCACCGUACUGGAUACAUAUUUUGCCUCCUUUACCGUCCUUACCGGCAUACCAUAAAGACUAGAAAUAACCCCGGAACCCACUAAUAGAUACUUACUUCAAUGUUUCGGUUAUAGCAUUUGGCAUCUGGCAUCCUGUGUUGUUAUCGACUAUUUGGACGGGGGAAUAAAGACAUCUCGAAGACAUCUCGGCACUAUAGCUAUCACGCUAAGGCGGCUUUUAAUCACCCAAUAUGAAGACAGCAACGACGAUACUUGCUCUGAUAGCAAGUGUAUUAGCCAUACCAGCAGGCGCACGUAAUAUACCAAGUAGCACCGGCCAGCCUAAAGUUGUAAGCUUGACUACUCAACGACAAACUAUACGAAACCCGGUAAAGCGGGAUCGUUUACGGCGGAGAGAUGGCACAGUUCAGGUUGGAUUAGACAAUGAGGAAACAUUAUAUUUUAUCAACGGUACAUUAGGAACGCCGGCACAGUCUAUACGAAUGCACCUAGAUACUGGUAGCAGUGAUCUCUGGGUUAAUACAGCAUCCUCUGCACUCUGUUCUACGUCAUCAAAGCCCUGCGCUUUUGCCGGAACAUAUACAGCCAACUCGUCUUCUACUUACAAUUACGUUGGAAGUUGGUUUAAUAUCUCCUACGUCGAUGGCUCCGGGGCCACUGGAGACUAUGUCACCGACACGUUUACUAUUGGCGGAACGACGUUGGAGGAUUUCCAAUUUGGAGUCGGGUACACGAGUUCCUCCGAACAAGGCAUUCUCGGUAUCGGCUAUGCUGUCAACGAAGUACAAGUUGGAAGAGCAGGAAAGGCAUCGUACGAAAACUUGCCAAUGAAGAUGAAGUCAGCUGGCCAGAUACAACGAAAUGCUUACAGCUUAUGGUUGAACGAUCUCGAUGCGAAUACGGGGAGCAUUCUGUUUGGAGGAGUGGACACCGCGCAGUACACGGGAAGCCUCCAGACGCUCCCGAUCCAAGCUAACAAUGGCGUCUACUCGGAAUUUCUGAUCACGUUGACUUCUCUGUCGGUGGGCAACACAACUAUCGCGGAUAACCAGGCUCUUGCGGUUCUACUCGACUCCGGUUCCUCGCUCACCUACUUACCCGAUGACAUGGUUGAGGAUAUAUAUGAGGCGGUCGAUGCGCAAUACGAUUCGAGCACAGGUGCGGCAUACGUCCCAUGCUCUUUAGCUCAGCAGACAGCGACUAUGGACUUCGUAUUCUCAGCCCCGACGAUCUCAGUGGAUAUGAACGAGCUUGUGUUGGACCUAGUGACGGCGAAUGGACAACGACCCACAUUCUCAAAUGGUGUGACGGCUUGUCUAUUCGGCAUCUCCCCAGCCGGUACGGGGACUAACGUGUUGGGCGAUACUUUUCUUCGAUCUGCUUAUGUCGUAUACGACCUUGACAACAACGAGAUCUCGCUUGCGAAAACGAACUUUAACACGACGGAAUCCAAUAUCGAGGAGAUCCCUAGUGGCACGGGAAUCCCGAACGCUACUGCGGUAUCCAAUUCCGUAGCAGCGACGUCAGGCCUUGUUAGGGGCACCGGAAAUGGCAAUGCCGGCCUGGGUGACAGCACAACUAAUAGCACUGCACCAACCGGCGCCAGUUUUUCGACGGCGGCCCUAAUGUUGCCUUUCGGAGUGUCUAUAUUGAUCGCGAUACUAUAAAUAUUUUGAAAGGAGAUUUAUACCCAUGGAUAUUGUUCUGAUAGGAUCUUGGAUUGUUGGGCGAUAUUUUUAGCAAGCAUUGCGAGGCGUUCGGGCUUGGGGUUUUUAGGCUCACGUAAAGCCGCUACGA